This is a messenger RNA of Caenorhabditis elegans, 1314 nucleotides long. RefSeq names its product Nuclear Hormone Receptor family (gene nhr-182). NCBI's taxonomy places the organism in Eukaryota, Metazoa, Nematoda, Chromadorea, Rhabditida, Rhabditidae. Gene Ontology annotation, cellular component: nucleus. Gene Ontology annotation, molecular function: zinc ion binding; sequence-specific DNA binding; DNA-binding transcription factor activity. The coding region runs from base 51 to 1259 and encodes 402 amino acids. The record is from RefSeq and is marked reviewed. The transcript has 5 exons. Gene Ontology annotation, biological process: DNA-templated transcription; regulation of DNA-templated transcription.
CCGUUUGCGUCUCUAUAAUUCUUGUUUCAACAGGCCGAACAAUUGCAGUAAUGCUUCUUUCCGAAUGUGAAAUUUGUGGACAACCGUCUCACGGAAACCAUUUUGGGGUGAUUAGUUGCCGAGCGUGUGCGGCGUUUUUCAGAAGAGCCACACUAAACUCAAAAAAGAAAUUAAAUUUGAAUUGUUUCCAUGACAACAACAGUGAGAUUAAUAAAAAUGGAUUUUUCUCGUGUAAAAAGUGCAGACUGAAGAAAUGCCUCGAGAAGGGGAUGGAUGCUUCAAAAUUCCAACUAGACCGUGACAAGAUCACCAAUGCAAUAGUCCCAGUCAACACUCCAGAAAUUAUAACACCAUCCAUAAACACUUUUCUCGGGCGUCCAAGCUUUCUGACACUCUGCAACCCAAUGGAUGAGGACUCGCCGGGGCCUAUCAGGAACAUAAUCGACUGUAACUAUCUGCUGGAUCGGGCCACUGAAAUUUUGAAAAAUGGAAGCUGGCAGCCUUACAAUCCCGAGAUGACCAGCCUCGAAAAAAUAUCCAUGGGAUUUGAGAAUAUGCGCAUUUUGAAAUCUUCCAAAUUGCACUACUUGACGCAUAUGGGCAAGGAUCAGACAAUGUUGAUUUGGGAGCAGGAAAUGUUGAGUACAGCUGAAUGGCUCACCAAUUUCCAGGAAUUCAAUUCGCUCCCAACCAACGUCCAGCUAGAAGUGAUAAAAUCCAUCUGGCAAACCUACGGAAGAUUCGAGAAGCUCGCCAGAACCGCAGAGUUUCGUAGGAAGAAGCUGUUCAAGAACAACAAUGUAUUCAUGGUGGGCGAUGAAGCUUGUCUGGAUACCGAAAACGUCGAAGUUGACGUUUCGUGGUUUUCCGAUUAUACCUACGAGCAGGUUUCUUAUUUCAUGGAUUGCUUCCACAAUGAAAUUUUCCUACAAAUUGUCAAAGAAUUCGAAGCCCUAAAUCCCACCACCACUGAGCUGAACUUCAUGCUGCUCCAAGUCUGCCUUCAUCACGCCGGGAAGAAGCUUCAAGGUGACGUGGCAACUAUGACGGAUUACCUGGAAGAAGUGAUUUCCAAUCAGCUACAUCACUAUUACCAGGAAGUUCGGAAACUGCCAAAUUACUCCGCCAGGCUUGCCAGAAUGAUGAAAGUCAAUAAUUUGAUGAGGACGGAUCUUCGACAAAAAAGUGAAAAGGCCAAGCUGGCGAUGGCUUUUGAUGUGUUUAAACUUCAAUUUUCGCAUCCAGAAAUGAUGUGCUAAUCCUAUAAAAUUAUUAUUUUUUGUACAUAGUUUCUCCAAUAAAAUGAUCUCUAUA